GCUCUUCUUCUUCCUCCCUCUCUCUCAGCUGCUCCGGUAUUGUCUGCUAUUCUCUUUUACAUCUGUCAUGGCGAAAGAGAAUCUGAAGUCUCUCAUCACAUCUUUCACUCCCAAAGGUGACUACUGCGCCAUUUUGUCCCCCGACGGCAUCGUUAAGCUCUGGAACACUAGUGAUGGAAGUCUAUUAGCAGAGUGGAAGCAUGCAGACUCGGUUACAGAUUUUAGUUUUUCUUGUAUGGCUUGUGGAUUCGUUGGGAAGAAGCGCAGAAAAGAACAAGGUAUUUGCUUAAUUGCUCUUGGCACAACAAUUGGGGAUGUUUUAGCUAUCAACGCUUUCACCAGUGAGGUGAAGUGGAAAUCUAUUGGUUGCCAACCUGGGGGAAUCGCCAGUCUUUCUUUUGCAAAUCAAGGCCAUCUUCAUGUAGUUGGUACUAAUGGUAUGGUAUCUGAAAUGAACUCAGAAACAGGAGAACUUGUAAGGGAGAUGAAGAUUACGAAGAAGUCCAUCUCUUCAUCUGCUUGUUCGUUUGAUGAGAAGAUUGUAGCUGCGGCUGGUGCUAAGAUACAAUUAAAAAGUUUGCAAAAUGGGAAAGAACUGCUAAAAUUUUAUUCUAAUCUGGGUCCCGUGCAGUAUAUAUCUCUAUCCGAUGAUGCCAUUUUCAUUGUUACAUCAGGAUUUGGCGAGAAACACCUUCAAGUGUGGAUGUGUGAUUUGGGCAACAAAACUGUGAACAAUGGGCCUGUUCUUUCGAUGAGGCAUGCUCCAGUAGCACUUGAAUGCAAGAAUGGUUGUAAUGGUUUAGUUGUCCUCUCAGUUUCAGAGUCAGGCGUAGCUUAUGUCUGGAACUUGAAAACCGUCUCUGAGCAAGAUACAAAUCCAACUAAGAUUACUGUUAAAGCCAACAAGGACAAAACAGACCCGCAUGCCAGUGGAAGAACUAGGAAGAGCCGCACUACCAUCAUUGCUGCCAGAUUACAUUCAUUAGAGAAGGAUGGGCGAGUAAGAGCCCUUAUCGUAUAUGGUUCAACAGAUUCUCCUCAGUUUAGUGUAGUGGACAUUACUAGCCCAGGGGAAGAUAUCAUCAUAGCUGCCGGAAAUGAGACGGUGAAAGCAGUUAAUACUGAUCAAGAAAAUGGUGUUCCUUCUGGAAGGGGUCUACCUGAUAUGGAGUUAGAAGCAGUAGCUGGGUCCAUCAAAAAAGAAAAAACAAACAAGAAACGAGCCGCAUCUGAUCCAGACUUUUCAAAAACAGGAGACUUAAUUGAUAAUGGUCAUGGAGAACCUACAAAUGGAGUUGAAAUUGAUUAUGAUAUAAAUGAGCCUACGAUGGGUGAGAAACUUGCGAGUUUAAAUCUAAUAGCUAACAAUGAAGUCAAGGGCAUUGAGAAUUUAGGACCUUCUCCACAAACAAAGCCUCCAAGUGCAGAUUCAGUUCAUGUUCUGCUUAAGCAAGCGCUACAUGCCGAUGAUCGAGCGCUUCUGUUAGAUUGCUUAUAUAGGCAAGAUGAGAAGGUAAUUAGAAAUUCAGUGGCACUUUUGAAUUCAUCUCAUGUUCUCAAGCUUUUGGAGUUCCUCAUAUCUAUAAUCCAGUCUAGGGGUGCAAUACUGGCUUGUGCCCUUCCAUGGCUAAGAAGUUUACUUCUUCAACAUGCAAGUGGAAUAAUGUCUCAGGAGUCUUCUUUGCAGGCCCUCAACUCCUUUUAUCAGCUCAUUGAAUCCAGAGUUUUGACUUUCCACCCCGCACUUCAACUAUCAAGUUGCUUAGACUUGCUUUAUGCAGGGACUGUUGAUGACGAAGCAGAUGAAAAUGACACGAUAACACCUGCUAUUUAUGAGGACAAUGGUGAAAGUGAUGUUGAGGGAUCCGAAGAUGCCAUGGAAACUGACACCGACCAACACAGCCAAGAAGUUGAAACAUUCAGUGAUGUCGAGGGAAUUGAUGUCAUGAGUGAUUAAUCGAUAAUGGGAGACCAUAACUAGUUUGAUGAAUAUCAGGUACACAAGCUGUGUUGAACUGUUCGGGCAGUGGAGCGGCAGAGAGGAGCCAGUGGAUCCAGAGUUCUCACUUGAGAGAAUAUCAAUUUAAGGUUCACCACGAGCAACAACCGAGUAUCCAUGGCUUAGCCGAUGAAGGGCAUUCUCCACCUAUAUUUGCUGUAUGUUUCGGAAGCAGUAUGUCAGCGCUGUGUGGACAUCCGGAGCCAUUCAAGGGUGUUUUAUUGAUGUUGUUUUCGGCAUUCUGACAUAGCAUGUUUUUGGGAUCAAGUGAAACAUAACAUUAUUUGUGUUGUUCCCAUCAUUGCAAACACCGUGAGCUUUUGUUUAUCAUUUCAAAUGCUGAGAUUAUUGUAGGCUUUUAGCCAAGGAAAUUGUGAUUAAAACAUAGACUUCACACAGUUAAUAAGAAUUA
This is a messenger RNA of Ilex paraguariensis (yerba mate), 2411 nucleotides long. Lineage: Eukaryota; Viridiplantae; Streptophyta; Magnoliopsida; Aquifoliales; Aquifoliaceae. The record is from the annotation of a GenBank genome assembly.